Molecule: messenger RNA, 2610 nt
Organism: Indicator indicator
Lineage: Eukaryota; Metazoa; Chordata; Aves; Piciformes; Indicatoridae
Gene: TRIM71
Product: tripartite motif containing 71
Exons: 4
Coding region: 1-2610 (869 amino acids)
Biological process (GO): proteasome-mediated ubiquitin-dependent protein catabolic process; protein polyubiquitination
Molecular function (GO): zinc ion binding; protein binding; ubiquitin protein ligase activity
Source: RefSeq, a predicted model, not a curated record
AUGGCAUCGUUUCCCGAGUCCGACUUUCAGAUCUGCCCGCUGUGCAAAGAGAUGUGCGGCUCGCCAGCUCCCCUCUCCUCCAACUCCUCCACCUCCUCGUCUUCCUCACAGACUUCCAGCUCCUCCGGGGGUGGCGGCUCCUCCUGCGGUGGCCCGCCACGGCGGCUGCACGUCCUGCCCUGCCUGCACGCCUUCUGCCGCCAGUGCCUGGAGGCGCAGCGGCACCCCGGCGCGGGGGACGCGCUCAAGCUGCGCUGCCCUAUCUGCGACCAGAAGGUGGUGAUCUCGGAGCCCUCGGGCAUGGACGCGCUGCCCUCUUCCAACUUCCUCCUCAGCAACCUGCUGGACGUCGUCGUCGUGGCUGCCACCGCCGACGAGCAGAAGAACGGCCGCGCCGCCGGGACCGGCCCCGCGGCCGGCUCCGGCGCGGGAGGGGGCGGCGGCAACAACCGCCACCACGGUCGCCCGCCGCCUCCGCACCGCGCCGCCGGCUCCUCGCCCGCUGCCGCCGCAUCGGCCGCGCCCUCCUCGACGUCGUCCUCCUCCUCAGGCGGCAGCUCGGCGGCGCUCCUGCUGCGACGGCCCCACAGUCGGCAGGGCGAGCCCCGCUGCAGCUCUUGCGACGAGGGCAACGCCGCCAGCUCCCGCUGCCUCGACUGCCAGGAACACCUGUGCGACAACUGCGUGCGGGCGCACCAGCGCGUCCGUCUCACCAAGGACCACUUCAUCGAGCGCUUCGCCGCUGCCGGCCCCGGUGCCCCGCUCGCUCUCAGCCCGCCCUACCCCGCCUCGCCCUACAACAUCCUCUCCGUCUUCCCUGACCGGGCUAGCUACUGUCAGCACCACGACGACGAGGUCCUGCAUUUCUACUGUGAUACCUGUUCUGUACCCAUAUGUCGGGAAUGUACCAUGGGGCGACAUGUGGGUCACAGCUUUAUCUACCUCCAAGAUGCCCUGCAGGAUUCCAGGACUCUCACCAUUCAGCUCCUGGCAGAUGCUCAGCAAGGACGACAGGCAAUUCAACUAAGCAUUGAGCAGGCCCAGACUGUGGCAGAGCAGGUUGAGAUGAAAGCGAAGGUGGUACAAUCUGAAGUCAAAGCAGUGACUACUAGACACAAGAAGGCCUUGGAAGAGCGGGAGUGUGAGCUGCUCUGGAAGGUGGAAAAGAUUCGCCAAGUCAAGGCAAAGUCACUCUACUUGCAAGUUGAAAAGUUACGUCAGAACCUAAAUAAACUGGACAACACCAUUAGUGCUGUUCAGCAGGUCCUGGAGGAGGGUCGUACCAUGGAUAUUCUUCUGGCCCGGGACCGCAUGCUGGCUCAGGUGCAGGAGCUGAAGAACGUGCGAGGCCUUCUUCAGCCACAGGAAGAUGACAGGAUCAUGUUCACUCCCCCUGACCAGGCAUUGUAUAUGGCCAUUAAAUCAAUGGGUUUUGUCAGCAGUGGGGCUUUUGCUCCUCUCACUAAAGCCGCUGGGGAAGGCCUCAAGCGUGCACUGCAGGGCAAAGUGGCCUCUUUCACAGUAAUAGGGUAUGAUCACGAUGGGGAGCCUCGCCUUUCAGGAGGUGACAUGAUCUCUGCAGUGGUGCUGGGCCCAGAUGGAAACCUUUUCGGGGCAGACAUCAGUGAUCAGCAGAAUGGGACCUACCUGGUCAGCUACCGUCCACAGCUGGAGGGAGAACACCUGCUGUCUGUGAUGAUGUGCAACCAACACAUUGAGAACAGCCCCUUCAAAGUCAUCGUGAAGUCUGGUCGCAGCUAUAUAGGCAUUGGGCUGCCAGGGCUCUCCUUUGGCAGUGAGGGAGACAGCGAUGGCAAACUCUGCCGCCCCUGGGGAGUCAGCGUAGACAAAGAAGGCUACAUCAUCGUCGCUGACCGCAGCAAUAAUCGCAUCCAAGUGUUCAAACCGUGCGGGACCUUCCAUCACAAGUUCGGCACGCUGGGCUCCCGGCCGGGGCAGUUUGACCGCCCUGCUGGCGUGGCCUGCGAUGUCUCGCGCAGAAUCGUCGUGGCUGACAAGGACAAUCAUCGCAUCCAGAUCUUCACGUUCGAGGGGCAGUUCAUUCUGAAGUUUGGGGAGAAAGGAACAAAGAACGGGCAGUUCAAUUAUCCGUGGGACGUGGCUGUCAAUGCAGAGGGCAAGAUCCUCGUCUCUGACACCAGGAAUCAUCGAGUUCAGCUAUUCGGGCCUGACGGCAUGUUUCUGAAUAAGUACGGCUUCGAAGGGGCACUCUGGAAGCACUUUGAUUCCCCCAGAGGUGUGACUUUCAAUCAUGAGGGCCACUUGGUAGUGACAGACUUUAACAACCAUCGCCUUCUGGUCAUCCAUCCGGACUGCCAGUCGGCGCGCUUUCUGGGCUCGGAAGGUACCGGGAACGGUCAGUUCCUGCGCCCGCAGGGAGUGGCGGUGGAUCAAGAGGGGCGCAUUAUCGUGGCUGAUUCCAGGAACCACCGGGUGCAGAUAUUUGAGUCAAAUGGUAGCUUUUUAUGCAAGUUUGGCACUCAGGGAAGCGGCUUCGGUCAGAUGGACCGUCCUUCAGGUAUAGCCAUCACCCCUGAUGGCAUGAUUGUGGUGGUCGACUUUGGAAACAAUCGAAUUCUUGUCUUCUAA